Molecule: messenger RNA, 1211 nt
Organism: Rhinichthys klamathensis goyatoka
Lineage: Eukaryota; Metazoa; Chordata; Actinopteri; Cypriniformes; Leuciscidae
Gene: lbx1b
Product: ladybird homeobox 1b
Exons: 2
Coding region: 260-1042 (260 amino acids)
Biological process (GO): regulation of DNA-templated transcription
Molecular function (GO): DNA binding; DNA-binding transcription factor activity, RNA polymerase II-specific
Source: RefSeq, a predicted model, not a curated record
CUCCUCAGUCUCCAGGACUCUUUACAGAACGGCAGAGCUGUCAAAGCACAAGACUCACUGCUACUUGCUGUUGGAUGCUGAAGCUUGGUGAGAGAAUAACUCGUUGGACGUUACCAUUGUAGCUGGCAGUGCGGCAACAAUCACGUGCUGCAAGAUUAUUGGAAAACUGGACAGAAAGUGAUAGUGUUCUACUAUUUUGAUAGCUACCACUUCUCUUAAACACAAGUUUUGUAACCAAAGCUGAUUGGCAAAGGCUUGGAUGACGACCACCAAAGUUGUCAAAAUGUGUGAGGAGAGGCGUGGGAUGAACCCCCUGGACCACCUUCCGCCACCUGCGAGUUCCAACAAGCCCUUAACGCCCUUCAGCAUCGCAGACAUCCUCAGCAAACCUACUGUCAAACGAGCUCACAGGAUUCACCGGCUUCCAGCAUCAGAGAGAGCCCGGCAGAGCAUCACUAUAUCAAGGCAGACUCUCAUCACUCAAACGUCGCCUCUGUGUGCUCUGCAGGAGCUGGCGAGCAAAACGUUCAAAGGUCUCGAAUUAGGCGUGCUCCAUGCAGCAGAAGGAAGGGAUGGGUUGACUGUGUUUGGUCAAAGGGACAGUCCUAAAAAGCGCCGAAAAUCUAGGACGGCCUUCACCAACCACCAGUUAUAUGAACUAGAGAAAAGGUUUCUCCAUCAGAAAUACCUGUCCCCUGCAGACAGAGACCAAAUUGCCCAUCAGCUGGGGCUGACAAAUGCGCAGGUCAUAACCUGGUUCCAGAACCGAAGGGCAAAAUUAAAGCGAGACCUGGAGGAGAUGAAAGCGGACGUGGAGUCGGUCAGAUCCACGGGUGUAGUAGUGCCUCUGGAUAAACUCGCUAAAUUGGCGGAUCUGGAGAGGUGUGCAGCUGGAGCCACGGGGCCCGAGUGCUCGCCACGGCUAGGUCAGGAGUACAAGAGAGUGCACAAAUUGUGUCUGUCCCCCAUGUCGUCUCUCUCGGACCACACAAGUCAAGACUACUCCGAGGACGAAGAAGUGGAAAUAGACGUUGAUGUCUGAUGUAAACCACGAUUUAAACUCUAAGACUCAUAUUUUAAGUUGCUACAGUGCGUAACAACACGCAUGCAUGAACAGAAAUGAUUGUAGUGUUUUCUGAAACUUUAAUUUAUAGCCAGAAUGUGUUCUCCUAUUUGUUCAAUAUGUUUGAGCUAGCAGCUGUAUAAUAAAU